Messenger RNA from Anopheles coustani, 3016 nucleotides. Its product is annotated as RNA-binding E3 ubiquitin-protein ligase MEX3C-like. Gene Ontology annotation, molecular function: RNA binding. The transcript has 3 exons. The record is from RefSeq and is a predicted model, not a curated record. The coding region runs from base 588 to 2372 and encodes 594 amino acids. NCBI's taxonomy places the organism in Eukaryota, Metazoa, Arthropoda, Insecta, Diptera, Culicidae.
GCAAGCGGUUCUGUUUCCCGGGUCGCAUUCAGUCACCUGCGUCGUUCCGUCGAGCCAGUAGUGUAACACCGGUGCGUCCCGUGUUUCGUGUUCGCUGUUUGUCGGUGGCCGGCCCGGUCUGCUUUUUGUGCAUUUCAUGUUCGUGGCCCCGCGCUACGAUCGCACUCUCACUGUGCGUGCGCGCGCACUUCUUUGCCCAGGAGUCGCAAAGGGAGUCGUUUCGUUUGCCGGCCGGCAUUUGCGGUGUUCUCGGUGUCGAACAAAGGUGCAGUCGGGAAGCGAAUCACAUCGAAAGGAUUAAGUGCGUGUCGUGUACGGGAAGAAGUGGUGUUUCGUGUGGCAAGCUUGUUGUACCGCUAAUAAUUAAAACCAUCUGCAGUGAAAUUGUGUUCUAGUCCUUCAUUGUCUAGCGUUCGGUGGUCCCCCAGUCCAGAAGUGUACCUCCUGAACGAAAGUAAGCAAAACGAAGGAAGUGGUGCUAAGAGAGAAGCGUGUGUGUUGCAAUUGGUCAAAGAAAGACUAAAUCGGCAGAGCGAUAGAAUAAACAAAGCAGUAGAGAACUACACAUUUUUGUCAAGCGUGGAAAAAUGGACGAUUUCUCGCUGGCAUUCGAGGACAAUCGGCAGGCGCUGUCCGUGGCGACGACGGCCACCACGCUGGCACAGCUGACGUCACACUUCGACGAUCUGCACCUCGGCAAUGGCGACGCGACGACGGCCAGCCUGCUGAACGGACUCGUCGGCGGAGGACUCCACGGUCACCACACACUGGCAUCGCUAGCCGCCGUUGACAGUGGGCUCGGCGGAGGUGGAGGCGUCGGUGGGGGCCUGCUAGAUCGGGCGCACCUGAGCGUUAGCAAUGGGGGGCCGCAGAGCAACGUGCUCGACACGUUUGUUGCUAUGGUGAACGGGCUGACGGGCGGCGUCGGCAGCAACGGGACCGGAAACGGUGGCGGUGGGGGCGGCAGCACCGGACCGAACAACGCCGUGCCGGUGACGCUCAACGGUGGCAGCAAGCUCGAGGAGCGCCCGGUGAAGUACAAGUCGCACACGGAGUGCGUACCGGUGCCGUCGUCGGAGCACGUGGCGGAAAUCGUUGGCCGGCAGGGGUGCAAGAUAAAGGCGCUGCGCGCCAAAACCAACACGUUCAUCAAGACGCCGAUCCGGGGUGAGGAGCCGAUCUUCGUCAUCACCGGCACGAAGGAGGACGUGACGCGGGCAAAGCAGGAGAUCCUGUCGGCGGCGGACCACUUCAGCACGCUGCGCUCGUCGAAGAAGCAGGCGAUCGCGCUGCUGGCGGAAAGCCGCAACAUGCUCGGCUACAGCAUGCCGGACGAGAUCACCAUCCAGAUCCGGGUGCCGCAGAAGGUGGUGGGGCUGGUGGUAGGGCCGAAGGGGGCCACCAUCAAGAACAUUCAGCUCAAGACGAACACGUACAUCAUCACGCCGAAGCGCAAUCAGGAGUCGGUGUUCGAGAUUACCGGCCUGCCGACGAACGUGCACACCGCCCGUCAGCUGAUCGAGGAGCACAUUGCAACGCGGGCGGGCGCCACCUCAGCCGGCGGUGGAGUUACUAGUGGUGGUGGUAGUGGUGGAGGUGGCGGCGGUGGAGGUGGCGGUACUGGAGGCAGCAGUACCGGAAGCGGUGGAAGUGGAGGAAGCAGCAGUAGCAGCAGCAGCAGCAGUACCACCAGCUCAAGCGGCUCUUCGUCGUCCUCUUCCGGGCACGGUGGAGGAGGAGGAGGGCUCGCUAGUUCCGGUUCCAGCGUCGCCAGCAGUGGCAACGGGCCGAGCCAUCUCGGGUGUCUUGCCGGCAGCCUCAAUAGUGGCAGCGCGAGCUCUCUCAUCGGAGGCCUCCUUGGAGGUGGUGGUGGGGGUGGCGGCGGAGCGGGAGGUGGCCUGCUCCUAGCGAACGGGAACCACCAUCAUCAGCACCACCAUCACCAUAUGCAACAGGAACAACAGCAACAGCAGCAGCAUUACCAUCACCAUCAUCAUCCGGGCUCCGUGAAUCUGAACGGGGCGGGUCUGUCGAGUGCCUUAAGCGCAGCUGGCGGCGGUGGUCUCGUCGGCGAGACCGACUUCGACGGCAACCAGUUCAUCAUCGAGAACCUGCUGGAGUACUUCAACAACAUGUCCGGCUCGUCCGCGUUCCACUCGCCGACGACGGCGACGGCGGUGGCGGCGGCCGCAGCGGCGGCCACCGGGGCGGACCACAUUCCGGACUUCCGCAGCAUCUGGGAGAACCUGAGCGAGAGCCAGACGUCCGGCGCUACCACCGACACGGACAACUCGUCCCUCGUCUGGACGCUACCCUCGUCGUCGCGCAAUUCCGUCUCCUACAGUCCGGACGAUUUCAUCUUCCAGCGAUAAGAGCAGUGCUUGACAGAGUUCGUUAGCGGUAAACAAAGUGUGGUGAAACGAGGAGGAGAAGAAAGAUACACUAUGCACUAGCAUGAGGCGUAGAAAUAUUGAUGCAUCAGCUCGAGCAAGAAUAAUAUUUUAUCAAGCUCGUGUUAGCGAGUAAGAGAGUUUCCCGUGUAUAGGAUAGGAAAGGAGCAAGGAGUUGUUGAGUUGAUAACAUUUAUGUUUUCUUUUUAUUGUUUUUUUUUUAUUAUGGCUCUCAAUUUAUUUUAUUUAUUUACAAUGUUUGGUCUCGAAAAAAAAAAGUGUGCUGUUCAUUUAUAUAACCCCAGCUGGGUGGAAUACUACUACUUUUGGGCGACACGGCCGAUCAUUUGGCGAUACGUAAAAUUAUCGUUUUUUUUUGUCCAAAUAAUAGUAAUGUAUCUGCACCUAAAUAUAUUAUGUAGCAAUUUAUGUUUUAACUAGGGCCAGAGAAGAGAUGCGUGAUACUCGAUCUCGUACGAACGGGGGAACGUCGUGCGUAUCACCCUACCAGUGUACAGUGGUUAUGUUCGUUUAGGUUUAUGCUUUUACCCAGCUUCAAUUUUUUAAAAGAGAGAUGUUUUUCUUUUACCAAAAACAAAAACAUUAAAAUAAUAGAUACAAACGUA